Messenger RNA from Suillus subaureus, 444 nucleotides. Its product is annotated as ribosomal protein L10e/L16. Gene Ontology annotation, molecular function: structural constituent of ribosome. Gene Ontology annotation, biological process: translation; ribosomal large subunit assembly. Bases 1 to 444 code for a protein of 147 amino acids. The transcript has 4 exons. Gene Ontology annotation, cellular component: cytosolic large ribosomal subunit; ribosome. The record is from RefSeq and is a predicted model, not a curated record. NCBI's taxonomy places the organism in Eukaryota, Fungi, Basidiomycota, Agaricomycetes, Boletales, Suillaceae.
AUGGGUCGUCGUCUCGCCCACUGCUACCGCUACUGUAAGAACAAACCUUUACUUUUCUGUCGCCAUCUCGUCUCCGAUGAGUACAAGCAGCUGAGCUCUAAGGCGCUUGAAGCAGGUCGCAUCUGCGGCAACAAGUGUGUCACUAAGUUGUCUCUCCACCCAUUUCACACCAUCCGCAUCAACAAGAUAGCUUCAGACUGGUAUGCGCUCGCGCGAGUAAACAUCGGGCAGAGCAUCCUCUCCAUCCGUUGCAAGGAAUCGAACGCUGCGGUCACCCAGGAGGCUCUCCGCCAUGCGUGGUACAAGUUCCUAGCCCGGCAAAAUAUUAUUGUGUCGAAGAAGCGGGGCUUUACAAAUAUGGACCGUGAGGACUAUUUGAAACCCAAGGAGGAGAAAAGAGUUUUGCAGUGGGUAUCAUUUUACGCGUUAUCUGGGAUAUUUUAA